Molecule: messenger RNA, 4129 nt
Organism: Diaporthe batatas
Lineage: Eukaryota; Fungi; Ascomycota; Sordariomycetes; Diaporthales; Diaporthaceae
Exons: 6
Coding region: 719-3367 (882 amino acids)
Biological process (GO): protein dephosphorylation; DNA damage response
Cellular component (GO): protein phosphatase 4 complex; nucleoplasm
Molecular function (GO): protein phosphatase activator activity
Source: RefSeq, a predicted model, not a curated record
GCCUAACCCCAAGAUCUGCCCGUCGGGUGGCUGAGGUCGAGCUUUUCAAUCCACAGCAUCACCAUCCCAACCCCAAGCCGGGUCCAGACUGAAUUCCCAUCCCAUCGCAAGGGUCCACAGGCUCAGGCUCAGGCUUACCGAUCGCACUAUCUUUUGCACACUCCAGCCUGUCGUCGCCGACACGUUGGGACUGCCCGCCGUCGCCAGCUCUGCGGCAACAAGCCUCGGCCACCGUCUUUUUUCCUCGCUCUCCGCCUCUGCCCGACGCACUGCCCGACCGAUGGCUUCUUGAGCACGAGCACGACAACUGGUGUCAUAGCCCGCCCAUCCGCCCCAUCCACACCCACACCCGCACCCGCACCCACCGACCCAACACCGACCGCCCCCAACUCCUCGCCCAGUCCUGAUCUUAGCCUGCCAGUGACGCACGACAAAAUACCCCAUCCUGAUCAUCCAUCAGUCCUUGCUCGCCGCCGCAUCGCAUCGCGUCGCCUGGUCGCCUGGUCGCUGGGUCGCCUGGCCGGGCCCUCUUGCCUCUCCCGUCCCCACCCCGCGCGCAUCCGUUGUCGCGCGACCACUCUCGUCCAAGGUGGCGGCGCUUACCCUCCUCAGCUCCUCCGAGACCGAACUUUCCCUCCAGCAGCACCUCAACAUCGCCCCCGACCUCCUCGCCAGCUACGGGCGCAUUGCCGCAGACCACAGGGACCAAGAGCCGUUGAUGAUGGCACAGCCCGUGCCUCAUCAAACGACCGACAGGAGGCGCGUCAAGGUCUACGAGCUCCGCGACAACGACUGGUUCGACCGCGGCACCGGCUUCUGUACCGCAGCAUGGACUGAAACCGAAGAGGGAAGGGCCAAAGAGCCCCGCGUGAUUGUUGAUUCCGAAGAUGAACCGCUGAGGACAUUGCUGGAGACGAGGAUCUGUAAGGAAGAUGGCUUCCAGAAGCAACAAGAAACCCUCAUCGUCUGGACGGAGCCGAGCACGCAGGUCGAUAUGGCCCUGAGUUUCCAAGAAGCUGAUGGCUGCGCCCUGAUAUGGAAAUUUGUCAACGAUGUCCAACGAACACUACAAGGAGACAUCGCAGGUCCAGUUGACGACAGCCUCUCAGACGAUCUGGCAAUAGACGUGCCCCCCUCCAUCCAACUUCCUCCCGCCGAACUGGGCAGCCUCACCGACCUCGAAGCCACAAUAAGAGUUAUCAGCAGCUCCGCCAAUGGUCGUGAGACCCUCGCCAAGUUAAUAAUGCACGAGGACUACAUCGGCAAAUUAAUGCCCUUGGUUGAGAUGGCCGAGGACCUUGAGAGCCUCCAGGACUUGCAUCGCCUUUGCAACAUCAUGAAGACAAUCCUCCUGCUUAAUGACACGACGAUUAUCGAACAUGCGGUGUCGGACGAAUGCAUCCUGGGCGUCGUUGGUGCCCUGGAGUACGACCCCGAUUUCCCACAGCACAAGGCGAACCACAGGCAAUGGUUAAAAGACCAGUCGAGGUACAAGGAGGUGGUUCGGAUCGAAGACGAUCAGGUCAGACGGAGGAUACACCAGACAUACCGCCUGCAGUACAUGAAAGACGUCGUUCUGGCCCGGAUCCUGGACGACCCCACCUUUUCGGUCUUGAACUCGAUGAUCUUCUUCAACCAGGUGGAAAUAGUUCAGCACCUUCAGUCCAAUGGCGCCUUCCUGCGUGACCUCUUCUCUAUCUUCAACCCAGAUGAGAAGGCGGAGCAGCUGAGAAAAAAGCAAGCGGUCCUGUUCAUACAGCAGUGCUGUGCCAUCGCCAAGAACCUGCAAAUUCAAAACCGGCAGGGCUUCUACAGCAGUCUGUUGAAUCACGGCCUGCUUGCCGUUAUCAACUUCGGCCUUCGCAACUUUGAUGUUUCUGUCCGCGUGGGCGCCACAGAUAUCCUGGUUUCCAUGAUCGACCACGAUCCUCACAUGAUCCGCCACACUCUCCUCCGGCAGAUACUGGCAAAGCAGCUCCCACUGACAGACACUCUCAUUGACUUGCUCCUGGUAGAGGUGGAUCUCGGAGUCAAGUCUCAGAUUUCUGACGCGCUCAAGGUCUUGCUCGACACUAUACCCACAAGUCAAGCGCCAGAUGGCGGUAUCAAGAUGGUCAAUGGGGAGCUCCAGUCACGGCCACGUCCAAUGAAUCAGAUCAAUAGCUUGGAGGGCCAGCAGCAAACCAUUCUGGAGGAUUUCUACGGACGAUCGGCAGCACGGCUGUUUAGACCUCUGCUUGAUUUGGAAGGCAGAACGGAACUCAAGUUCUCUGUGCACAACGAUGGCAUCUUCAGCUAUCUCAACGACAUCCUCUGCUUCUUUGCCCGACAACACCACAAUCUCUGCAAGAAGUUCAUCAGAGACCACAAUAUUGCGUCACGAUUCGCCCAGUUGCUAUCGUGUAAGGAAAAACACCUGCAGCUAGUGGCAAUCCGAUUCUUCCGCCAUCUGGUGAACCACGUCUCCGAUGAGUUUUAUGUCAGGCUUGUUGCUGAGAAGCAAGUCCUCGGCCCAAUCCUGGACGUCCUGUUGCUCACACUACCACGCGACAACCUCCUCAGUUCUGCGUGCUUGGAUAUCUUCGAGUACAUCCGCAAGGAGAACAUCAAAGAUCUCGUCAAGCAUCUGGUUGAGAACUAUAGGGAAAAGAUCACCGCGCUUGGCUAUCUUGAAACCUUCAGCGAUCUCGUCCGCCUUUACGAGCAGAGCAGAGGCUUUGCGGGCAACAUGGAUACAUACUUUAUGGAAUCUGAGGAUGAGAUGGGCCGGCGACCAACUCAUGUGAAUGGGCGCAUGAUGGAGCAGAUAAGUGUGGAUCCAAUGGAAGAAGAGUAUUGGAACACGUCCGACGAUGAGGAAGAGAACCAGACAAAGCUGGCUGCGAGGGGCUCUUUGGUGGCAGGGCCCAGCCCUGGCCCCGGUCCGCUCAGCGCCCUUGUCGACUAUCACUCAGACGAAGAGUCAGACGAGAAUGGUGGUGACGUGGUCAUGGCCCAGACCGACUCGGAGAUCAGCAAGGAGGGUAAAGGCGUAAAGUCCGAAGAGGAGCCUCUGACCCCGAACAGCACAGACACUGCGCCGCUAUCGUUGAGCUCAACGCCGCCCGAGCGACUUAGUGAGAAGCGUCGGCGAGAGGAAGAGGACGACGACGAGUUGGGGAAGAUGAUGCAGCAGAACAAGCGGCGCAACAGCACGUCUGCAGUACGAAACGCUAGUGGUCCCGCGGCGACAAUUCCCAAGAAAAAGUCUUUCAAUGGAGCACCGAAUUCUGGCACUACAGGGGUGAAAAGCAUCAACAUCAGACUCGGAGCUACCGUCCAGAACUCCGUUGGGCAGGGCUCGCCAGGACAGGACGAUGGGUCAUGAAGUGUAACGCUCUGGUCUUUUUUGGAAUAUGGGUGAGAAUAUGCUCACACGCCAACUUCGUGGCCACAAUGACGAGGGAUCAACGGAGAUACGACAGAGUCUAUCUCUGUCUCGGCGCAUUGCGGUGACCAGCGAAUUUCGGAACGCUCUUCUUUUGGGCACCUAGAGCCUUUGCUCGCGCCUGCAUAGACUUGGCGAGGACGAGAUAGCGCAGCUUGGCUUGGGGUCCGAAACAAGACAAAGAGUCCCAAAUUAGGUGUGGAGGUGUAUGACACUGCCAGCCGGCCCAGGCGUUUCGUGCUCACGCUUUUACCAAGAAGACAAAUGAGUCCACACAUAAAAAGACAUAGGUAUUCGCGAGCGACUGUUUGCAUUUGUAUCAUAUAGGGAUUUGGCAGGAACGGAUUUCAAGGGGGGCACUGGAGGCGUUGAAGCUGCUUCUUUGGUCUUGGGAGGGAAACCAGAGCUUGCCCUCCGUCAUUGAUUCCCCCACGCGACUUGAUGACGAGACAUCAAACAAUGAAAAAUUGGCUCUACCGCUCCCUUUUUGGAUGUACAGAACAUGGCCCAACAUACGUGUGUCUAUAGAAUGUUGACAAUAUGGUGACCCACGAGCAAGUCCUGUCGCACGCAGAUUUCAAGCAUGGAUGACCUUCAAAGUUUAAAGGUAGUGCCUCGGCGAUGGCGCUCCGGAUGGGGGAUGUCAACCGUAACAUUUACUAAACCUUCCCCAUACUACUCCGCAUUAGGUGGACCGAGUCA